Molecule: messenger RNA, 3690 nt
Organism: Onychostruthus taczanowskii (white-rumped snowfinch)
Lineage: Eukaryota; Metazoa; Chordata; Aves; Passeriformes; Passeridae
Gene: SMOC1
Product: SPARC related modular calcium binding 1
Exons: 15
Coding region: 1925-3361 (478 amino acids)
Biological process (GO): extracellular matrix organization
Cellular component (GO): basement membrane
Molecular function (GO): calcium ion binding; heparin binding; protein binding
Source: RefSeq, a predicted model, not a curated record
GUUUGGAGGUCCCUUCUUCUGUAAGUGAGGUGAGAGAAGGAUUGAUUCAGAAGUCCAAAUAAAAUUAAAUUAAUGGAAGCAAAACAUGAGCUCUCUUUCAGGACGCCAAUCUUAGCCUUCAGCACCAGCUGAAACAGAAAUCUGUAUUUAGAGCAAUCAGCUGUGAAUCCCAUUUAUUCUGGAAAUAUCCUGUGCAGUUUGUGUAUCUUCUGCUCUGGUCCUCCACUUCUUCCAGCAUCCACCCUCACAAUGAGACAGCUGGUGAGAGCAAGAGGGAGACAGCUCAAGGUGGGUAGAGAAGACAGGUAAAGAUUGCACUUCAUACAAAUGAAAAUGAACCAGAGCUGCUCUCAUUCACAAGACACAAGAUACUGCUGAGGCCAAUACUUGAAAACAUGAUGCAUUAAAUACUUUGUUUUAAUAAAAUACAUAUUCUUCUGGCCAUAAAUAAAGCUUUUGAUAGUGAGGUCUAGGAAGAUAUUACAACGUCGAUGAGUAAUUUCUCUAGUAAAUUCUUAGGGGUCUUCAUGUCUCUUUUCCUGAUGUGCUGAAUCUGACACUGUCUAGAAAUUUUUUUGUUGCAUAUAGGAAUUAAUUCUCCAAGCCUUACUGACAUUGAAAAUAUUAUUCCCUUGGCACUGAUGGAAGGUUCUGCAUGGUAGGUAUCUCAACUAACCUCUGCAGUGCAAGGCUGGGCCCCAUGGGCACAGCAGUGCUGCAUUCAGGACUUGGGGUAUUCUGCAUUGUGAUCCAGCCAGGGCUGCAGACAUCAUGCAAACUUUCCAAGCAAUGCCAAACAGUUCCCCACCCCAGACUGGUACCUGCCCUGUGCUUUCCAUGCAAGGCUGCACGGCAUGGCAUGCACUCAGUCCUCUGGUGUUCCGGGAAGCAGGGCCUGGGCAGCUGGUGCUGGGGCAGGAAGAGGGACUGGUAAGGUGGUUGAUCCUCCAGCUUCUGCAAGGGUGACUGCUGCUCAUCCUGCCACUGCUCCCUGUCCCUGGCUGUAACAGGGGAUGUGCUUCCCUACACCUGCCGCACCCUCAGGUGCCAUAAUUCCUGAUCCCUCGGCAGGUUUUGCCUUCAUUUAAGGCAUUUAUUGCCUUCAGAUUGACCUGAGCCAUCCCCUAGGUGAAGGGAGACACUCUAGAAAGAGCUGAGCAUGUUAAACGAGAGCAAAAUGCCUGCUGUUACCUUAGUGCCGGUGGAUGUGGCUGUAGGAAGCUUUGGCAGAUCACCCGCUGCUCCGUCCUUUCCUGGCUGGUCUUGGUGAGCGGCAGUACUCUUCAGUCCUCCUGCUUCAAGAAAAUCCCCCUUGGUAAAAUCCCAUCCUCUGCUUGCAGGAUAUAAAGCCUGGGUCUAAAAGAGCCUCACAGAGAGGGAAGUUGCUCUUCUUUGGUAGUUGUACUAACAGGACUGGGGAAGGGAUUUUAACCGGGGAGAUUUGCUGCACUAUGGCUGAGCUCUAAUUCCUUUGCUGAAGGCUAUUACGAUGCUGCAGUAGCAUGUCCAUUGCUUCUAUUCAUCUGGGAGCUCACCAGGCCCAGCCUCUUCAGCCCUAUUGCUCUGGAAACAUUGCUGGAGGCAGGCAGGAAUGUCAGAGCUGUUCUCCGUGUUCCUCCCCACUUGCUCUUGCUUUGGUUGGGAACUUUGUUUUCCAGGCUGGCAGCCAGGCCGGAAAAGCACCAACAACAGCUCAGGAGGCCAGCACAAGCAUCCCCAUCGGGUGGGAAGGAGCAGUGCCUGUGGCUCUCAGUGGCACUGCACAUCCAUGCCAAUGGCUUUUCCUAGACCUUUGUGAGCACCACACUGCCAUUCCUGGGGACAAGGGGCCCUCCAAAUUUAACAUAACCUGAGCUCAGUCCAGUGGCUGCCCAAAGGCCCUGUUUCAGCAGAUGUGCCUGGCAGGAGCAGCGGUGCUUGAUUUAUGUCAGAUUUCACGCUGUUGGCCCACAAUACAAGAUGUAUCUUUGACCUCUGGUGCCUACAUUUUGCUCAGGGCAUGGAAGAGGGGAAGAAAGAGGCUGCUCUAACUGGCAGGUUCUCCCAACCAUGUGUCCUUCCAGCAGCUAUGUGGGUGUCAUGGGGAUUGAAGUUUUUAAUAAGCGACCGUGACAGAGACCCGCAGUGUAACCUGCACUGCUCCAGGUCCCAGUCCAAAGCGCUGUGUGCCUCUGACGGCAGAACCUACGAGUCCAUGUGCGACUACCAGAGAGCCAAGUGCCGUGAGCCGAGCCUGAGCGUCACACAUCGUGGCCGCUGCAAAGAUGCUGGUCAAAGCAAGUGUCGAUUAGAGCGAGCUCAAGCGCUGGAACAGGCAAAGAAGCCUCAGGAAGCAGUCUUCAUCCCAGAAUGCAAUGAGGAUGGAUCUUUCAUGCAGGUGCAGUGCCAUACCUACACUGGAUACUGCUGGUGUGUGACACCUGAUGGAAAGCCUAUUAGCGGCUCUUCUGUACAGAACAAAACUCCUGUAUGUUCAGGUUCUGUAACUGAUAAACCAUCGAGCCAGGGUAAUUCGGGAAGGAAAGAUGAUGGUUCGAAGCCAACGCCUACCAUGGAAACCCAGCCUAUUUUCGAUGGAGAAGAAAUCACAGCACCCACCCUUUGGAUUAAGCACUUGGUCAUCAAAGAUUCCAAAAUGAACAGCUCUAAUAUAAGGAAUUCAGAAAAAGUUCACUCCUGUGACCAGGAGAGGCAGAGCGCCUUGGAGGAGGCCAGGCAGAACCCCCGGGAGGGUAUCGUCAUCCCCGAGUGCGCUCCUGGAGGACUUUACAAACCAGUGCAAUGCCACCAGUCGACUGGGUACUGCUGGUGUGUCCUGGUGGACACGGGACGUCCCCUGCCUGGUACUUCCACACGGUAUGAGACCCCAGUGUGUGAAAGUGAUGCCAGAUCGAAGAGCACAGAGAUUGAUGAUCCCUUCAAGGACAGGGAACUUCCAGGCUGCCCAGAAGGGAAGAAAGUUGAAUUUAUUACCAGCUUACUUGAUGCUCUGACUACAGACAUGGUACAGGCUAUUAACUCAGCAGCACCUACUGGGGGUGGGAGGUUCUCUGAGCCAGACCCCAGCCACACACUAGAGGAGCGAGUGGUACACUGGUAUUUCAGCCAGCUGGACAACAACAGCAGCAAUGACAUCAACAAGCGGGAGCUAAAGCCUUUCAAGCGUUAUGUGAAGAAGAAAGCCAAGCCCAAGAAAUGUGCCCGGCGUUUCACUGACUACUGUGACCUCAACAAGGACAAGUCCAUCUCGCUUCAGGAGCUGAAAGGGUGUUUGGGAGUCAGCAAGGAAGGAGGUAGCCUGAGCAGUUUGCCCAAUGGAAAAAGACAAGGCCUUAACCCUUUCAUAGGUCGCCUGGUGUAGCAGCAGAAGACAAGAAGGGAAGGCAGGAGCUGACCCAAAGGAAGAAGAGAUCCAGUGACAGACGGACAGACACCUUGCUGCUUGUGAGCAAGCACGCAGCAGCAGCAACAUCCAGCGUAGCAGAAGUGGCACCCAGAACGUUUGCACUUUUAAAAAAUUGGUUUGGAUUUUUUUUAAUUGCUUUUCAAUGCCAUUAUCUAAUACUUUGGAAAGUGGAGGGAAGCAGGAUCAUGACUUUUUAAAAUUGGAACAGCUACUGAUGAUGUAAAAUUGAGUUCACUGGAACUCAGAAUUUUAUAUACUGUAUAUAAAUAUAUAUGUAAAUUGUA